AUGGCAGCAGCAUCGUUGGCAGGUGACUGUAGCCUAAAUGCAUUUAGUAUUCUGACGAAGGUUUCAAAUAAAUAAAUAGGUAGGCCUAUAUGAUACCUCGUGGAAGCUGCCACAAUCAUGUGCACACACUGAAAAUCAGACAACCCAAAAUAUUUAGAUUUAGAUUUCCAUGAUGGACAGUGUUUUUUGUUGUUGUUGUAUGUAACCUACAUUUGUAUUACCUUUGAGCUAGUUGUAAUGCUAAGUAGAUAGGCUACAAUUGACUCAUACUCAAAACGUUUUAUGGGUAAUUUAAAGAGUAAAACUGAGACAUUAUGUAAGCGAUGUUCUCAAUGGUGCAAUAAUGUAAUUUUUCAGAAUCCACUUUCCAAUCAUCGGCACUAUUCCCAUGCACUACACAUUAUCUAUGUCGUCGACGUCAUUAUCAUCAUCAUCAACAUUAUCGUCGAGCCUCAAUCAAUUAAUUGAUAGGCUAUUCACUCCAUUUAUUCAGCAGUAUGCUGGCACAUUUUCUUUACAACCUAAUCUAAUGUAUUGCUAUUUGGCGCCAUCUAGUGGCGACAAUAGGCAUUCAUUUGGACACCAAAUUCUUGAGACCGAAGCUUUCAGUGUGUGUGUUUUUGGAGAUGCCACUUCCACCACGCGCAAAAGCACACACACACACACACACACACACACACACACACAAUCAAUUAAUUGACACAUAAUGUAAUUUUGGCACAAAUUAUAAUUUUUUUCUUUCGUUUUUUUAUUAUCAAAUUCAACUAAAGCAAACUGACAUGUAUUUUGCACAUAAGCUACUGAAGUUGAAUAACUGUCAUUCUGUAUACAGCCAAGUCGUAGGAUACUUAGCUUAAAUGUUUGAUUAGUUGUGGAAACAAUUCUCUUGAAGGAAGUCUAUACAGACUAUUAAGUAUCAAGUUUAGAUAAUACACAUUUAUUUUGAAUUAGACAUUUUUGUUGAAAUAUCAUCUUAAACAAGGUUUUUACAGUGAAAGGAAAAUAACAUUGAUUGGAAAAAGGAAAGACAUCCGGUUGUAAAGAAAGUGGCUUUGUUUAUUAAUUCAAAUGUGUUGAACGUUUUAGUCCUACAACAAAAUAACGAUAAUAGCAUCAUAAUAAUACAUAUUCAAUUAUAUUCAACUCAAUAAUAUAGGUCUACUGAUAUCAUCAUAAGAAUCAUAGUCAAAAUAAUAUCAGACUAGAUUCGAUAAUGACAAUGUUUACAAUGUUUAUAUCAAUGUAAAUAUAUUUAUUUGAUAAUAUUCAAACCUAUAGAUUAUUUAUUUUAGUGGUUAAUAAAACAUACUGCAUGUAAUGUGGUCUACUUAGGCCUACAAGUUCCCGAAACAUUAUAUAAUAAUAAUAAUAAUAAUAUGCCAUUUAGCAGACGCUUUUAUCCAAAGCGACUUACAGUCAUGCGUGCAUACAUGUUUGUCCCGGGUAUCGAACCCACUACCUUGGCGUUACAAGCGCCGUGCUCUACCAGCUGAGCUACAGAGGACCACAUAUAGUGAUGAAUGUUGAAACCAAUGUGUAAUAUCCUCUGUAUUGGCCUUGAUCAGUAGGAAUAUCCUUUUGCCUUUUGUGAGUUGAUUUGUCAGUGUAGACGACUUGGUCGUGGUUUACUUUUUAUCCGGUCAGUGUGGGAAUACCUAGAAAACACAACGAACACGUUAACUUAUACGUGAAGGAAUGAUGAAACAUAAACGAUGUCAAACAGCUUAAAAUAACAGCUGCAUGAAAGUAGAAAUUCAGCUGGAACAAUUGAAUAGGCCCACUUUAGAUUGUGCAACUAGCCUACUUCUAGUAAUCAAUACUUUACAUUUGUGGGUAAUUGAAAGACACAAAGAACAGCAACAUUAUUAUUCUCAAGUCAAUUUGAUAAAAGGGGAAAUUGUACAGUGAAUAUUUCUUGCAAACCAAAUAUCGAAUAAAGAUCAUAUAAGGGUCAAAUAGGUCCCCUGUAGCUCAGUUGGUAGAGCAUGGCGUUCUGUGAGAUAAUAUCAGUCAGUUAACAUGUCCUUUAUGAAUUAUGAAGCCUUUAUGUCAGGGAUAAUCAACUAGAUUCAGCCGCUGGCCAAUUUUUUUCUUGAGCGUGUAGCUCAGUUGGUAGAGCAUGGCGCUUGCAACGCCAGGGUUGUGGGUUCGUUUCCCACGGGGGGCCAGUAUGAAAAUGUAUGCACUCACUAACUGUAAGUCGCUCUGGAUAAGAGCGUCUGCUAAAUGACUAAAAUGUAAAUACUGUGUGUGUGUGUGAGAGAGAGGGGAGGGUGGUGCUGCGAGCAUUAUAUUAUUUAUUUAUAUCAUUUGUUUGCAACGAAAUUAAGAACGAAACGAAAUGCUUCCAUUUUGAAUGAAUCAUAGGGCGCAAGCUCAUUUGAUAUGUGGAAUGACUGCGCGAGAAGCCUGGGCGCUUCGUUUCGAGUCACUGGGGACCCCUGUGCGCAACAAGAGCCCCCCCCCCCCCCCCCCCCAUGAGAGCAAUAUUGCAACCGCAGACGCUCGCGAUUGGCCAGACGUUGAUCAGAUGGUACAGUUCCCUUCUGCCCUAUUGAGUGGCACCUCGCAAGCCCCCUUCAGCUAAAACCAAAUCUCCGAUAAAGUAAUGGCAAAACCACUUGGACUAUAAAACAUUACAAAUCAUAUACCUCGGAGCAUAUUUGUCCAUCCAAUGAGUUCCUAUUUUGUCAACUCAACUUUUCCUGUUUCUCUGCCCGGAGGACAGGAGUCUCUCCUUGCUCAGAUACCUUUAUAUUCCUCCGGAUAUACUGACCCUUUAAGACACUUUUCCAACGCUACAUAUGGAGCUGCCAAUAUGCAAGACAAGGUUUACCCAACCUCAUAUUACCAGCAAACCACUGGGGUCUACGGUCGCCCCAGCACCAGCGCUCCCUGCGACUAUACAGCUGCCACUUUUUACAGUGACCGCUCGUGCGCUUUCACAAGUCGCGAGGAGCAGCCGCUCUUUGUAACUCAGGACCAGCGCAAGUCAGAGUGCCUCGAGCAGAAUGUAAACAUAACCACUGCUGUGGACGACAAGUCUUCUUCUCUGCUUUAUCCGUGGAUGCAAAGGAUGAAUUCUUGCACCGCUGGUCAGUGAAACUUUUACUUUUGAUCUUUGUUAAAAACGUCUAACCUGUGUUUUCAUUGUUAGUUAAUUGAAAGGGGGUUUACAAUCAGCAUGUAACAGUGUUGCCUGGCAAAGUCCACAAUAUGCAUUGAUAUUGUAGCUUAUAAGUAACUAUUGCUUUGAAAUUGAGACGGGAAAAAUCUACUUUGAAAAGAGGAACAAUUUUACAAGAAGUUGUGUGAAUACAUGCAUGAUGAUUUGAUGACUUGGAUAUGUAUUGGAUUCAAUAGCCGAUAACGUGCUUGACAUGAAAAAUAUAUGAACAGAUAAACUGGUUUUGUAUAGGAAACGUGUUAAACUGUCAAAAUACAGUGGGCUAUCAUGUGGAUCAUUUGGAUCAUUUCUAUCUACUAGGCUAUGCUAUUUUGACGCUUUAACUAAUGGAGGCUUAAUUUAUUACAUCCAUAAUAAUGAUUGUAACAAUAGCCUGUACAAGUGAUGAUAGUGUAAAGGUAUCCAUCCUGUCCAAGCCUUUGUUUCAUACAUAAUGGCUGUCUUUAGUUUGCUAUUCUUUUUUUGCAGGGACCUUUGGCAGCAGUGGACGCAGGGGCCGUCAGACCUAUACUCGAUACCAGACUCUUGAGCUCGAGAAAGAAUUCCAUUUCAAUAGGUAUCUCACCAGGCGUCGUCGAAUCGAGAUUUCGCAUGCUCUAUGUCUCACUGAACGUCAGAUAAAGAUUUGGUUCCAGAAUCGCAGAAUGAAGUGGAAAAAGGAGAACAAAGUUAUGAAUCCUUCGAAGCCCAGCGAUGAAGAGGAGGAAAAGCAGACAGAUUAAAAGACAAUGAAUAAAGCUACACAAGCCAUCUUAUAACUGUUGUGCCAUGAAUUGAGAGAUGUUGAAUUAUUGUUGGUUGUUAUUUUUUCAUAAAAUACCUGCACAAGCCUACACAUUUUUGUGAAAAUAUGUAAAUAGGCCUACUAGAUUAAUAUAUUUGCACGAUGAAAUAACGUCUGUAGGUUAGAAACAGGUUAGAAACAACUGAAGCUGACUAGCCUAUUCUUAUUUUAUUGUGUUUUUAUACUACUUACCACAUCCACAAAGUCAAAAUGGUCUAUAUCGUAAAAAUUCAUGAAAACAGAAAUGUGGUCUUAAUUUAAGGUUAGGUUGUGUGGUUAAGGUUAGACGUGUGGUAAAUGUUUAAAAUCACAUUUUAGGAAGAUAAAUUGUAUAAGUAGGCGGGGUUUAUGACUUUGUGGUUGUGGUAACUAGUGACUACCGUGAAAGAGGCCUACACUCGCACAUAUUGGUUUCCUGGAGGGGCGUUGUAGAUGUGCAAAAACAAGCCUAGUCAAAAUUACUCGAUUAUUAAAUAGUUUUGCUUCAAAAAUACUUUUUAUGUCCCCAUUAUCGAUACAAGAGAGAUGCUUUGGCCUAAUAGCCUACCAUAGUGUGUGUUGUAUGUUGUUCGUUUUAGGCUUUUGCAUCGCAUUGACAAGUUAAUUAUUGUGUACUUGCCAUCUGGAUGUCGUGUGCAAUAUUAUGUAAGACAUGUUUUUGUUAUAUUUUGUAAAUGCAAAUAAAGCGUUGGUCAUUUCUGUAAAUAUUUCAUAGAAAGUUUGCUUGUUUUAUUGAUGUGAAGGCAAUAGUCUUAUAAUAAUAAUAAUAAUAAUAAUAAUAAUUAUUAUUAUUAUUAUUAUUAUUAUUAUUAUUAUUAUCAUCAUUAUGUCCUGUAAAGAUUGACCUAGUUGAGCAAGCCCAACAUUUAAAUAGGCUAGUCUCUCUUUAAUGAUAAAAAUGCCUAGUGUAUUAGGCCUACUAUAACAGAUUAUACUGGGAUACCUGUCUGAGAUACCUGUAAAAUAGUUUAGCCUAGUUUUGUGUCCUAGAACAGUCAAUGUUCUAAAAAAUGAACAAUGAAAACGAAGCCUUCAGUUACCCCCACUGCCAGUAGAUGACGCUGUCCGCCUAUAUGGAUCUCAGGGCGCAAUGGGGAGGCACCAUUGACUCGAGCAUAACGAGCAUCAUUUCGUCAUCGUUUGUAACCAUAGAGCAUGAAUUACCUCUUGAAGUCAUCAGUGAGAAUUUACGACUGGUCAACAAAGGCACGUGAUUCCCGAGCGCUGUCCCAUAUUUGGCCGCACACCUGGCAAAGUACAGUAGGCUUCAUUGCUAUAAUUCAUGAUUACAUCAUAAAUCGUGAAGCAGAGGAUUAUAGCGACAAAGAUCUACAAAUCGAGCCUUUAAAAACAAGCAAAUGAGCUCUUACUUUGUUAACUCGUUUUCAGGGCGCUAUCCGAAUGGCUCCGACUAUCAGUUACUAAAUUAUGGGACUAACGGCACUGUGAACGGUACGUUCAGGGACCCUGGCACCAUGCACUCUGGGUCUUUUGGCUGCAACUACAAUGGUAUGGACCUAACCGUAAAUCGCACCGACACUGGUAGCCACUUCGGGUCUGUUGGAGAGGAUACCCGUGGUUUUCCGUCCACUGGCCCGGACGCCCGGUACAGAUUGCCGACCUGCUCGCUUUCGUCUCCAGAUCCCCUUCCUUGCGCCAACCGCGGGUCUUUGGAACUAAAAAGCUCCUCUCCUCCAUCUGAUCGGAGCACGACCACGAGCGGCAACAAUAUUCUCAACAAAGGCAACAACAUUCAUUUCACAGAGAUAGAGGAUACCAGCGUUGUCUCUGAGUCCGAGGAAGGCGCGCACACAAGCAGCACCAGCAGCAUGGCUGCCCGGGCACAACAACCACAACAGGAGUCCAAUAACGCAACCUCCACGACAAUCUCAAACGAUUGCCAAACGCCACAAAUAUUCCCAUGGAUGCGGAAACUGCACAUUAACCAU
Molecule: messenger RNA, 5920 nt
Organism: Coregonus sp. 'balchen'
Lineage: Eukaryota; Metazoa; Chordata; Actinopteri; Salmoniformes; Salmonidae
Source: the annotation of a GenBank genome assembly